CGCCGGUUGACACGUCGUUGGCCGGGUCGUUCUCGCACCAGUCGCACCCGGCAAAAGCAGGCAAAAGUGUCGGCGUAGCCGCGAACCGACAACGACCACCGUGUCGCUACGGCCGUCGCCGUCACCUUUGCGUUCGCCUCUUUCGCCCGCAUUGGUUAGUCGCCGCCGCUCGUGGUGUUUCGUGUCGUUCCGCGCGUCGUAGCCGCGCGUCGUCGUCGUCGUGAUACACCGUCCGAUCCGCUCCGGGGCCUCCGGCUCGCCUGAAGAGGAGUGAGGAGGAGAGGGGCCAGCCUACGACGAUGUUAUCGCGGAGUCGCUCGAAGAAGGGGAGAUGCUCCCCCGGGGAGCACGAAUCUGCGGUGUACGAGGGUAGGGGAAGUCAGCUGAACGCCGGUGGAGUGGUGAGGGUCGGGCGACGAGAAGGGCAAACCGAGAGCGCUCCACGUCGACCGCUCCGAGCGGUUUAGUAGCGAGUCGAGUCUCACCGCGUCAACGUGUUGAAGAUAUAUCGAGUACGAUAACUGUACUGUAACUGUGACGCGAGUUCGUUUUCUUUCUUUUUUUGUUUCCGCGUGAUUCGUCGUUUCAACGGACGCUGGGUUGCUCCGACCUAAGGGUGCUCCAACGAUUUGUUUCUCCUAUUCUCUUUCUUUCUUUCUUUCUUUCUUUCCCCCCCCCCUCUCUCUCUCUCUCUCUCUCUCUCUCUCUCUCUCUACGUAAUUUAGUGCUUGUGGAAAAAAAAGAGUUUUGUGCGUAUCGCGCGCACAGAUAAGUGCCGCUUCAUCACCGAAUCAACUUAAAGCUUGGUGCAUGGCUUCGCGUCCGAGAGUGAUAUCGUUGUUUCACUGCUGCGGCGGAUAUAAGAGGAAGAUAGUGCGACGGAUCGCGCGGCUGGAUCGCCGAUGAGCCGUCGAGUGUGAUAGAAAAAGUGGUGCCUAUCGUCGAGUAAUACGACCGACGGCGCGAGAGGAUCGACCGCGAAAGAUGCUGACGUCCAGCGCGAAUCAGUAUCUCCGUCCUGAUCAUUACCUCACGCCGCUACCUACUACGCUGGAUGCGAAGAAAAGUCCACUUGCACUGCUCGCACAGACCUGCAGUCAGAUAGGAGCGGAUCCACCGUCCAACAAAUCAUUAUUAAGUUCCUUGGACAAGACAUCGAGUAACAGAUCAUCCAAAACGGAACAGUCUCGCGAGAAAUCCUCGCCGACGAUAACAGUGUCAGCCACGGUGCCGACGUCGGCGAGCGAGUCCACGAAGACUAGUUUUAAGCCAUACGAAUCCUGCCUGGGACGUGAGAAGGCGUGCACGCCGGACGAGUCGCGAUCGACGUCAAGUCACUCGACGUCCGGCCGAUCGAGGACGCCCGGUAACAGCGGCAAACGAUGCCCAAGCAAUCAGAGUGCCACGUCGACGCGCGCGGUCACGCCGCAAGGUAGGAAAACAGCAACGCCAAACGGCGAGGUCACGCGAGACUCGCCGGCUUCAAGAAACUCGGCGCCUUCGGUGCCGUCGAGUACGACGGACGCUUCUACGAGUCAGCCAACCGUGAGUAGUCCCUCGUUACAAGUGAAACCCGCCUACAGUCCCGUCAGCGUGCUCGCUAUGGCCGAUCCAUCAAUCAAGGAUCUCCCAUUGGGCACGUUUAAGCCUGGCGUUAGUCUACCAGCCUCCACCGCCGCCUACUUGGGCUACAGUCCCGGUCAACUACCCAUCGACGUGAUGGCCAAUUCGCUCAUGUCUCAUCACGCCGCUCUGAAGAAUGGCAUCAACCCUUAUCUUUAUGCACGAUUGAAAAGCACCAGUGGACCCGCGGACAGUCUGAUGCCGAUAUGCCGUGAUCCCUUCUGCACCGGCUGCCAGCUUAACUCGCAUCUACUGUCGAACCCCGCGACAGCCGCAGCGGCAGUCGCCAGCAUCGCCAAUGGCAAGUUGCCAUCGGGUGCGAGCGCGACGCCGGGCUCCUGUCCGGCUGGGUGCGCUCAGUGUGAUCACAAACCCGGCAGCGUUUCGCCCUACGGCUCGUUGGUUUACGCGCAUGCGCAACUCGCAGCAUUGGCCGGCACGCAACUACCCUACGUGUGCAACUGGAUCGCGGGUGAUACCGCGUACUGCGGAAAGAGAUUCGGUACGUCCGAAGAGCUGCUGCAACAUCUUAGAAGUCAUACGAACGUGUCGGCGAGCGCAACCGAUCCCGCGAGCGCGGCUGCCGCGCUUUCCCUCCUGCCUGGCCCACCCCCGGCACUACACCCGACUCAUCCUCUGUUCGCGAGGUCUUACCCUACGCCGCCUUUGAGUCCACUCGCUACCGCGCGCUACCAUCCCUAUGGGAAACCCUCGCCGCUCUUGACACCGUCUCUGUCGACGCUCGGGCUGCCGCUUCCGCCGCCGCCACCGCCACCACCGCAUCCACACGCGACUGCCGGACUGGCAUAUUUCUCGCCGUAUUCUAUCUACGGAUCUCGUCUAGGUGCUACCUCCGGGAUGCACCAAUGAGUUCUCGGCGAUGAACCGAGACGCGAAACGUGAGCGAAACGCUUUCGAGAUAAGUCGGCCGGCGAACUGUGAUUCUGCUACGGAUUUGAAUACGUGAACGAAGAGCAUCGGUUCUACUAUAAAAGCGGUGCUUUUGUCACGGCAUCUCGUGAAGGAAUCUGGAGUCAUAAAACGGAUAUCGAAGCGGUAGGAAUGUUUUUUUUUCUCGAUUACUACACUUGGAGAAAAACUUGAUGUUAGCAACUAUACAGAUGACAACUGUACAAAUAUUAUAUGUAGAAUUAAUGUGUAUAUAUUGUUGAACAAAUUAUUUUACAGUUGCAAGGACUAUAGAAUAGUUUUUUCACACAACUGUGCGUAUUAAUUUUACAUAUAAAACUUAUAUAAUUAUCACCUACAGUUGCCAUCACUGUGUCUUUUUCUCUGAGUUUACGCGAUAGUAUACUCGGUGCGUCUUCCGCAAGCUGUACGCUAAGCUUUUUUUUAUCGUAUGAUUGAAAAUCUAAUACAGAAUUUGAAAGUAAUAUGCACAUGAAAUACAUCUUCUAGUUAUCCUUAGGUGCGAAUCAUUACUGUUUCGAUGUUGCCAGAUUCGACAGAUGUCGACAGAUUCGAUAUAUUUUAUAUUUUAGAUAUUAAAAUAUUUCAAUAAAUACUAAUUUUUUUUUUUAAAUAGAACUCAAUGUAUCGGAGCAUUCUACUCUGUGAGUGUUAUUUCGAGAAAAAGUUAUAUUAAUGUCUUUUCAUCUUCUAUUCUCGAAAAGAUAAAAUACCGUCGUUAUCGCGUAUGCCUACCUCAGCUUUGCAAGAGUAAUGAUUCAAUCUUGUUGUUGCAUUUGAAAUACUUUUAGGACGAUUAACCCUCGUUCAGCAGUAUUGAUAAUGCAUGAGAAGCAACGAAUGGAUUUAUAAAAUUCAUUCAUUUUUAGAAUAAAUUGUAGAACGAUAUU
This is a messenger RNA of Acromyrmex echinatior (Panamanian leafcutter ant), 3443 nucleotides long. RefSeq names its product zinc finger protein Elbow. Gene Ontology annotation, cellular component: nucleus. Gene Ontology annotation, biological process: negative regulation of DNA-templated transcription. Lineage: Eukaryota; Metazoa; Arthropoda; Insecta; Hymenoptera; Formicidae. The record is from RefSeq and is a predicted model, not a curated record.